AUGGCACAAUGCAUCGAAAGAAGCCGGAAAGUGGCCAAUGCGGUGCGAUUCGCUGCCAGAUCAAGUUAUGACAGUCGUCAAGACGAAGUACGGGAUCGUUCUAAGACUGUGUCUCCAUCAAGCGCCACUAAAACUGAGAAGCCAGGACAGCUCGAUGGAAAUAGAGAAAUAAAAGCUUGCUCUUUUUGCAAGAAAGAAGGGCAUUACAGAAGAGAUUGCUGGAAAGCUCGCGGGGAUCGAAACACACAAUCUCAAAAGGUACAAUCCGUACAAUCCCCGCCACCUAGCACUGCUAGUCUUCCAAAUCCAAAUAGCGUCCCUAAGAAGCAAAGGAAGGAGAGCAGCGAAACCAAACAUACCAUCGCCACAGUGAAUCUCCUGGGCAUGUCAAAGCUAGCGCUACUGGACAAUGGAUCUCAAAUUAGUAUUAUGCCACUCAGGGUACUAAAUGAGGCGCAAGAAGCAGGAGUUUGA
Messenger RNA from Ostertagia ostertagi, 474 nucleotides. Lineage: Eukaryota; Metazoa; Nematoda; Chromadorea; Rhabditida; Trichostrongylidae. The record is from the annotation of a GenBank genome assembly.